CUUCUGGAGUGACAGUACACGCUCUGUGCUCCCGUCUCAUUCGAAACCUCGUCCACUUCGCUGUGUUUCUGGAAUUAUAUCCCUCCCUCUGACACUGAAGCUUCUGAACAGGAAAGUGCCGUUCUCAAAGUGCUAACUGAGCCGGCCAUGGACUAUGCGGACUCGUUUAAAGCUGCCUUGGGAAAUACUCGUAAAUGAAAUCGGUUUGUUCUGUGAUGUCCAAGUGUGGCUGAGCUAAGCUACACGGCCUCGUAAUUCGAUGAUUUUAGGAUUUUGGCAACAAGAGGAGAACAUUUUGACCAAAAAGAAAAGAAAGAGUGACGUAGAAAAAUUAACUCUUCAAAGUGAGUGAGGUUGGUAUAACUAAUAGAAAGGAAAACACAACUGACAUUAACCACAUUUUCUCUUAGAUCCCUCCAACACGUAGUGAGAAAAUAAAGAGAGAGAAAAAAAACAACAACUGAAUAUCCCAAAAAGAAAAGAGGGAAUUUAAGAGAACGAGAGAGGAAAACCUACCGUGUACUGAAGAUAGUGAUAUUGUGUCGAGAGUCGUGAUGGUGAGAAAAGCACAGGCCAGGCUCUCCUCUGCUCUCUCGCCCUAGUUCCAGCUCUCUAGCACUCCUUCCUACCUUUAAAGUGCUAGGUAUCUCACGUCACCCAGGAUAUAAAGCAAGAAAUUACAGUUUGUUGGGAGGGAAUUGAUAUACCUAUACCCCAAAUAUCCCGGAACCAAACACUAAGCUCACCACGAACAUGGAAGCUUCCUUAUUAACGGAUAUUUAACCAAGAGAGAGAGAGACUCUUUGACGUUCUCUCCGUGUCUGAGAAGAACAGUAAUUCGAGCCACCGAGAAACAUUGCUAGACUUCUUGGAGACAUCGGAGGAGCUCGGCCAAGUUGCGCUCAUUUUGCCCUUUACGAUGGCUUCUCGGUCGACCAUGGCGGCAUGUGGACGAGGAGGAGUAGAAAUAUCCGUCUGCUUACUGCUUCUGCUGGUGCCGCUUCAGUCUCCGCUCGCUCAGGCGCAGUAUACCGAAUCGGGAGCCUGGGUCGGCGUCGAGAACAACACGGUGGUGAACGUGAAGGCGCAGCUCGGUUUCACUGCUUUCCUGCCCUGCUCCGUCCGCAUGAUUGGGGACAAGCAGAUAUCAUGGAUCCGACGCCGUGACUGGCAUGUCCUUACCUCCGGCGUUUUCACGUACACGAACGACGAACGGUUCUCCAUCACGCACCGAGAUGGCGCUGACGACUGGACGCUCUCCAUCAGGUAUCUUCAGGCCAGAGACAACGGCACUUACGAAUGCCAGAUUUCGACCGGAACGGGAAUCGUCAGCCAGUUUGUGAACCUGAAUGUGAUUGUCCCAGAGGCAUUCAUCCUUGGCAACAGUGAAUACCACGUGGAAACUGGAUCCCCCAUCAACCUAUACUGUAUCAUUGAACAGACGCCGAUUCCGCCCCACGUCGUGUACUGGAAACACAACGACCGACUCCUGAACUACGACACGGAGCGCGGGGGGGUGAGCGUGACCAUCGAACACGGCGCCAAGACAUCUUCCCGACUCGUCAUCUCCGGCGCCACCACCAAAGAUGAGGGGAACUACACGUGCGAGGCCCCGAAGACGCUGCCCGCCUACGUCUACGUCUUCGUCAGGAAAGCCAUCACAUUCGUCUCAUACUCGUCUAACCACCCGCUCCUCACGCCCACACGUUCUCUCACAACCUCACGCCCUCUCACUUACCCCUACGCCCUACUCUCAUGCCCUUAUAGCAGCCCGUGUCUCACGCCCUCUCACAACCUCACGCCCACUCGCUUACCCCUACGCCCUACUCUCACGCCCUUAUACCUACCUUCCGUGUCUCACGCCCUCUCACUUAACCCCACGCCCACUCGCUUAAUCCCACGCCCUACCCUCACGCCCUUAUACCUGUCCGUGUCUCACGCCUUUUCACGCCCUAACGCAAGUACGCCCGCCCGCCGUGUGUCCAGUGGGCCAUGUCACAUCUUCCUUAAGUCGGAGGUCGUUGGAAGCACGCGCAUCGAUCGCCACAGGCCCCUUCCCUGGAGAUUCAUUGUGGAACUUGACCUCAGGCAGUCAGAAACAUACCACUAUGUGUAG
Penaeus indicus is the source of this 2116-nucleotide messenger RNA. RefSeq names its product zwei Ig domain protein zig-8-like. Gene Ontology annotation, cellular component: neuron projection membrane. NCBI's taxonomy places the organism in Eukaryota, Metazoa, Arthropoda, Malacostraca, Decapoda, Penaeidae. Bases 920 to 2116 code for a protein of 398 amino acids. The record is from RefSeq and is a predicted model, not a curated record. Gene Ontology annotation, biological process: synapse organization. The transcript is spliced from 9 exons.